AUGAACGCUCAACGAAUACGAACGCCAAGAGAUGCGUCGGUAUCCUUACAAAAGAACGUUACUCUGAAAGGAGGGCACUUAUUGUCAACAUUUAACAAACCAGAGUCCUCACCAUCAGGCACCGGAUCUCCUCCAGCCGAGACGAAGCAGCGCAGGGAGCGUGAGCCCUCGAUCGACGCAGAACCCCUUAGUACUGAGGAUGAGCCAAGCGACGAUGACGAACUACGAAGACCCAUUGCGCCUGAGGGGCCAACAUUGGAAGAAAAGCUCGCAGCGAAUGCCAAUUCGUCGCCAGCGUCGGGGCCAAGCGGUUACGGUUCAGGAAAGCAAAAGUCAUUCAACAAGAAGGGGGGCUUAGCACGAACUUCAAGCACGAGAGAGAGUGGUGAGGAGGAAGAGGAAGGCCCUUUUUCCUGGUCUCAAUCCCAAACCUCCAAGCGAGCAAAGCAAAAAUCAUUCAUGCGCAAUAAGCCUUCGUUCAUAAGGACGCCUACAUCUAGCGCUCGAUCCGCUCCAACACCAGAGAAGCCUUCUCCAAAGACGAGUGCAAAGACUAUGAAGAAAUCUAAAAAUAAAGAGAAAGCCAAGAGAGCAGACAAAUCAUCCGGGGACUCAGAAUUAGAAGACAUGCCUACCUUCAGGGAACCUAUAAACAUCGACGUGCCUAGUCCCGUGAAACCAAAGAAGAAGAAAAGGAGCGGCGAUUCGCCCAAAUUCAAAGUCCCGCCUAUUUUCGACGAAAGAUCCUUCUCUCCUUUGGAUGGCUCCUCGCGAGACGCCCAACUCGCACCAAUCGACAUUUCCUCCGAUUCAUCCCUCAGUACAUUACCCAGCUCUCCAGAUCUACCUUACUCUGAAGAAGACCCACUACCACCCCGCCAGGCCUUAUGUCCCAUGUGCAAAGCAGAAGUGGACCCCGAGAUGCUUAAACAGUUUCAGGCUCUACCUAAACAACGUCUCCGGGAACAGCAACGAUUCUGCGCUUCCCAUAAACAAGACUCUGCUACAAAAGAAUGGCAAGCACAAGGGUAUCCCGAGAUCGAUUGGACCAACUUUGAAGAGCGCUUACAACGGCAUUACCCUGGUUUGGAAAAGUAUCUCAAUGCUGAAGCACCAUCAUAUUAUCGGAAUAUCUUGGAAAGUGCACAGAAAUCUGGACAGGCUCUUCGCCUUUCUCUUACGGGGAAUAAUAUCGAGGCGAUUUCCUGUGGAUACUAUGGAACCAAAGGAGCUCAGAAGAUGUUGGAUGCAGUCAUGCACCGAUUCUCUGUCAAACUACGUCGACUUGCGAAAGACGAUUCCCUCAUUACCAAAGUUGGUGUUGUGGGAUAUGCACAGUCCGUGCUUGUUCCUGAACUUGCUCUCCGACUCAUCAUGGAAGAUAUGGAUGUCCAGACCGAUGUCGCGCGUGAAAUUAUGCGCGAGAGUAUUGAUAUCGGCCAAAAACUUAACCCUCAACAAGACGAUGUGGUGCCUGUUCUAGAAGAACCCGAAGACAUUAUCAUGGUAUAG
Messenger RNA from Penicillium angulare, 1512 nucleotides. RefSeq names its product RTC4 family protein. The transcript is spliced from 2 exons. The record is from RefSeq and is a predicted model, not a curated record. Lineage: Eukaryota; Fungi; Ascomycota; Eurotiomycetes; Eurotiales; Aspergillaceae. The coding region runs from base 1 to 1512 and encodes 503 amino acids.